Messenger RNA from Phragmites australis (common reed), 1263 nucleotides. RefSeq names its product autophagy-related protein 101-like. Gene Ontology annotation, cellular component: phagophore assembly site. Bases 355 to 924 code for a protein of 189 amino acids. Gene Ontology annotation, biological process: autophagy; autophagosome assembly. Lineage: Eukaryota; Viridiplantae; Streptophyta; Magnoliopsida; Poales; Poaceae. The record is from RefSeq and is a predicted model, not a curated record. The transcript is spliced from 8 exons.
UCCUCCUGUCUGGCUGUCUCUUUAAAAAAGAAAAAAAAAUCCCAACUCCUCCGCCCCCGAACACAUCUGAACCCCCUUCCGUCGAAGCACGACACCUCGAUUUCUUCUGAUCUCUGCUGACCGUCGUCGCCCUCGUCCUCCCCUCUGCCGGCACUACAGCUGCUGAUCUGUCAGGACUUCUGCUGGUAAGGAAGCCAUGGCUUGCUCCGAUGGAUUCCUGUUGAGUUAAUUUUGGCUCUGGUAGUCUUCCCUCCGCCAUUUUUGUUUUUGGGGCAAACCUCCGCCGACUUGACCGGACACAAUUUCUGCCUUCCGCACGCGUCGGCGUCGCCCAUCGCAACGCUGCUAGAAGAGAUGAACUGCGAGACAUGUCAGCUGAAGGAGCUGGAGCUGGAACCUAAAGAGAUCAGGGAUGUGCUGCGAUGCAUUUUACACACCAUAUUCUUCCAUAGAACCCUAAGCCUUGUUCGGCCCAAAGAUGUCGACUGUGAACUCUUUGAGAUCACCUACGUGCAGUGUGGACUACCCGAAUUAGAAAAAGAAGUUGAUGGAAAGAUUGACCAGUUCAUUGCUUGGGUAGAGAAGCAUCCAAAUCGCAGAAGCCAGGUAUGCCUCUACUUUUUCGAUGAGAAAAACAAACACCCAGGUUGGUUUGUAAACAAAACAGAGCGCAUUUAUUGGGAACAAUGGUUCAUCAAUUUGCAUGUCAUGAACCCAAAAGGAUAUAGCAAAUCAAAUAGCUCCAAAGGGCUCACAAAUAUUGGAGAGAACACCUUGGAGGAGACUAGCUCAAGGCGUGCUGCAUUGGAGUCAUCCAUUCAUGAAGUACUAUUCCAGAUCAUAAACUUCGCCAACAAGAAAAAAGACCAUAUUCCUGCGAUCCCUGAUAGAAUAUUCAAUCAUGAGAUCAUGAUCCCAAGGUGACCCCUUUUCGUUGGACGUGUUGACAGUUCCUCGGAUUCUGUGUUUGGAUGGAACACCGACGUUCUUCGGAGAGUGUUGAAUAGUGGGCACCCGUACUCACUUUAGCUGAAGACGACCGAUGCCGCCAUCCGGUGUGGAAGGUGCUUUGCUAACCAUCCGGUGUGGAAGGUGCUUACGGAGAACUAGUGUUGUGUACAUAAUCCAUGUAUGCUGUCCAGAGAGCAAGGUCAUCUGGCCUGUAAAUAUUUAUGUGCAAAAUUAAUUUUUUCUAUUUUGAACAAUGUUGCUUGCUGGAUAACCAGAUACUUAAUACGCUAUCAAAUAUGCUUUGUUGAGACA